AUGGCUCUCCUUCUUGCACCCCUUCUGCUGUGCAGCUGCAUUCCUGUAGUAGCAGCAUUGACCUUUGCAGUCCCUUCUACACCUCCAUCCAAUGCGAGUGGACAGCUCUCGGCUGCACCCGUCGGUGUCUCUCUCGAGUUUUUUACAUUUCCGGGUUACAUGAACGAUGUCGCCGCGACGCCUACCUGUCUGCAAAACUUCAAGGAUCUCACUGGUGCAUGGCCUCCGUUGCGAAUUGGCGGGACCACUCAAGAUCGAGCAACGUACGAUGCUUCUUCAACCAAUGCAGUCACCUACACCGUCGCUUCUUCCGGUGAUGCCCCGACAAGUCUCACGUUUGGACCAUCUUUCGUCUCUCUGGCUGCCAGCUACGGAGGUGACGUGAUUCUUGGUCUGAAUCGGCGACUAGACAAUCUCUCAAACACUAUUGCUGCGGCGACUCUGGCGAAGAACAAAAUGAAUAACCUGAAUGCUAUUGAGCUAGGCAAUGAACCUAAUUUCUUCUCAAGCAGUGACCCCAUUGCCAACUCGCAGUCCUGGACGGCCGCGGCUGACUAUUCGUCGGAGGUGAGCUGGCAGGAUGCAGUGUGUGGCAAUUUGUCGGUCUCUAACAUCAUAUCUGCUGGCGUCUUCUUUGGCACUUCUCCCAUGAGUAUCGCUGGUCUGGCAGCCGCCGAGGGAGAAGCCAACACUUACGUCAAAGAUUACUGCUCGCACAACUACCCGCAGUCAGCCAGCACUGCCAACCUGGCCAGCCUCAUGAGCCACAGCGCCAUUACCUCGCAGAUCAAGCCCUUCGCAGCUGAAGUUUCCGCCGCAGCUGCGAAAGGAAAACCACACAUUUUUGGCGAGACGAACUCCGCUACGCAAGGAGGCGGUGGCAUCAGCCCGACCUUUGGCGCCGCGCUUUGGAUCCUGGACUAUGUGAUGCAGACAAUUCUCAUGGGCACCGAGGCCCUUUAUUUCCAUCAAGGUACGAUCGGCAACUGCCAAUACUGCUGGUGGGGACGCUACGACAUGGGAUCCCCCUACUACGGCGCCUACUUUGCAACCAUGGCGCUGGCCAACGCAGAUCAAAUCGCUCCUCUCGAUGAUCAGACAACCGCGUACGCCGCCUACGCUAUAUACAAGGAUGGAGCUCCCGUCCGUGUCCUCCUCUACAAUUCCGACUAUUACACGAGCGGCACUCGGUCGGCACAGACAUACACCUUGACCGGCUUGCCCUCCUCUCGUGUAACGGCUAAGCGACUGACAGCCCCGUAUGCCACAUCUCGUGUGGAUCGGGGACAGAAUCCCACUGUCGGGGGGCAGACAUUUGCCAACGGAACGUGUGCGAUACAGGGGACAGCUGUGAUGGAGACUACUACCGUCAGCUCGGGGAAGGCGACGUUUACCCUUGGGGCGUCGGAGGCAUUAUUGGUCUAUCUGUAG
This is a messenger RNA of Aspergillus thermomutatus, 1431 nucleotides long. RefSeq names its product glycosyl hydrolase family 79 C-terminal domain-containing protein. Bases 1 to 1431 code for a protein of 476 amino acids. Lineage: Eukaryota; Fungi; Ascomycota; Eurotiomycetes; Eurotiales; Aspergillaceae. The transcript has 6 exons. The record is from RefSeq and is a predicted model, not a curated record.